Messenger RNA from Eruca vesicaria subsp. sativa (arugula), 1526 nucleotides. The record is from the annotation of a GenBank genome assembly. NCBI's taxonomy places the organism in Eukaryota, Viridiplantae, Streptophyta, Magnoliopsida, Brassicales, Brassicaceae.
AUGGCCCAAACGUUGGAAGCAGAGGGCGGAAAAGGAGGCAACAAGUGGGAUGAUUCAGCUGACAAUGAAAAUGUAACAAAGAUCAUUGUACGUGGUGGUCUUGAAGGUAUUCAGUACGUCCAGUUUGAUUAUGUCAAGAAUGGACAAACCAAAAGUGGACCAAUCCAUGGUACCAUGGGUAAAGGUUUCACACAGCAACCGUUUGAAAUUAACCAGCUCAAAGAUGAGCAUCUAGUCUCUGUGAAGGGUUGGUACGACAAUGUAUCAGGCGUGAUUCAAGGCCUUCAGUUCGAAACAAACCACAAGACUUCUGAUGUCAUUGGAUAUGAGGAUGGGAAUUAUACCAAAUUUACACUUGAAGUAUCCGGAAAGAAAAUUAUUGGGUUUCAUGGAUAUGCGGAGGCAAACCUAAACUCGUUGGGAGCUUAUUUCACAACACUCCCUCCUAUUAAACAAGCAUACGAAGGUGGCUCAGGUGGCGCCUAUUGGGACGAUGGUGCUUACACUGGAGUAAGGAAAGUGUACAUCACAUACACUAAUGCUGAAAUAAAGCAUAUCAAGACUGACUAUGACAAUGGGGGAAUUCUGAAAACGAUUGCCCACGGAAGUCAACAAGGAACAACAGCUGAGUUUGUGAUUGACUAUCCAAAUGAGUAUAUUACAUCCGUUGAGGGGAGCUGUGACCAAGGCUCUGCACCAUCGAAUCGUGCUAGGUCAUUAACUUUCAAAACAUCAAAAGGUAGAGUCUCUCCCACAUAUGGAAAUGUGUUUAGCCGCAAGUUCGUGUUUGAGAGCAAAGGUAGGGCUCUUGUUGGGUUCCAUGGACGGUGUGGUUUUGCUAUUGAUGCUCUCGGAGCUUGGUUUGGUCCAGUGCCUAUUCCUCCCUCUGAAAAACUACAAGCAAAAGGUGGUAAUGGUGGAGAUUUAUGGGACGAUGGUGCUUUUGAUGGUUUGAAGAAAAUAUAUGUGGGACAAGGUCAGAAUGGUGUUGUAUCCGUCAAGUUUGAGUAUUAUAAGAACAACUCCGUGGUUGCAAAAGAUGAUCAUGGAAAGACAACACUGCUGGGCUAUGAAGAGUUCGAGGUUGACUUUCCGAAUGAAUACAUUACAGCAGUGGAGGGUUGUUACGACAAAAUACUUGGAAGUGAGAACGGAGUUAUAACUAUGCUUAAGUUCAAGACCAAUAAACGAACCUCUCCACAAUUUGGAAUGGAUUCGGCCUCAAGCUUCGUCGUUGAGAAAAAAGGUUACAAAAUUGUUGGGUUCCAUGGGAAUGCUAGUCACGAGGUUCACCAGCUUGGGGUCCAUGUUGUGCCCAUUACUCAGUGAAGUUGUAUGAGUCACACUGCGCAACUCUUCUCAGACCAAUUCUGAUCACGUUGUUUUUCAUGUCUUUUUUUCCUUCUUGGUUUAAUUUAUGUUUUCUAUGUAUCGUGUUGCAUUAAGCAUAUGCUUGUUGAUUUAGAUGUUCAUUUCUGCAGUAUCAUGUAAUAACGAAGGGAUUUUCAAUCCGAUUUCAACUUUUA